CCUCCUACUCCUCCAGCCCUUUCUCCCAGGCGCGGAAACUCUCGCUCGGGCCUCGAAAGAGGGCGGCCGUUUCCUGUCAGCUGUUAUCACGUGAUUCAAAGAAAAAAAAGAGGGCUGAGGGGAGGGCGGCUCGCGACGAUAACAACGAAGGCGACGAGGCCGCCGCUUGCGCUCGAUCCCCCCCCCCCCGACUAUGGCCUCCUCAUCAACACCUAGAUGCAACUCAAAUUCCUUGGAGAGCUCCUCAUUUAAAAAGCCUAUGAAAGAUGGAACUAACUGGGAACAAAAUGAAGAAAUACCUCGUCUGCCUGGGGAGUCUAGAGGCACAGACAAGGAAGUCAUUUACAUGUGCCCAUUUAAUGGCCCUGUGAAAGGAAGACUGUACAUAACAAACUACAGGCUGUACUUGAGGAGCGUGGAAUCGGAUCCAGUGGUAAUAUUGGAUGUUCCUUUGGGUGUAAUUUCAAGGAUUGAAAAAAUGGGAGGUGCUUCAAGCAGAGGAGAGAAUUCCUAUGGAUUAGAUAUUACUUGUAAGGAUAUGAGAAAUUUGCGCUUUGCAUUGAAACAAGAAGGUCACAGCAGAAGAGAUAUAUUUGAGGUCCUGACCAAAUGUGCUUUUCCACAGUCGUAUAACUCAUCUUUUUUUGCAUUUACAAAUGAAGAGAAGCUUCCUGAAAAUGGCUGGCUGGUUUACAAUCCCAUGGUUGAAUACAGGAGACAGCAUCUGCCUAAUGAACAGUGGAGGAUAACAUUUCUCAAUGAGCAUUAUGCGCUAUGUGACACAUAUCCAUCCCUCUUGGUGGUGCCAUAUAAUGCCACAGAUGAGGAUCUCAGGAAAGUUUCUGCUUUUAGAUCCCGAUGUAGAAUUCCUGUGUUGUCCUGGAUCCAUCCAGAGAGCCAAGCUGUCAUCACUCGCUCUAGCCAGCCUCUUGUUGGUAUGAGUGGCAAAAGAAACAAAGACGAUGAAAAGUACUUGGAGCUAAUAAGGGAAACCAAUGGCCAGCUAUCAAAAUUGACUAUCUAUGAUGCAAGGCCCAGCGUCAAUGCUGUAGCCAAUAAGGCAACUGGAGGAGGGUAUGAAAGUGAUGAUGCCUAUCCCAAUGCUGAGCUGAUUUUUCUAGAUAUUCAUAAUAUUCAUGUCAUGCGGGAAUCCUUGAAAAAACUGAAGGACAUUGUUUACCCACAUGUAGAAGAAUCUCACUGGCUAUCUAGUCUGGAAUCAACCCACUGGCUUGAACAUAUCAAGCUUGUUUUAACAGGUGCCAUUCAAGUAGCAGACAAAGUGUCCUCUGGAAAGAGUUCAGUUUUGGUUCACUGCAGUGAUGGUUGGGACCGCACAGCACAACUAACAUCUCUAGCUAUGUUGAUGUUGGACAGCUACUAUCGAACAAUUGUGGGAUUUGAAGUCUUGGUGCAAAAGGAAUGGAUAAGCUUUGGACACAAGUUUGCUUCGAGAAUUGGUCAUGGAGAGAAAAAUCAUGCUGAUGCUGACAGGUCACCCAUCUUCCUCCAGUUCAUUGACUGUGUGUGGCAGAUGUCUAAACAAUUUCCUACGGCUUUUGAAUUCAAUGAACAAUUUUUGAUUACAAUUCUGGAUCACUUGUAUAGCUGCCGCUUUGGUACUUUCUUGUAUAACUGUGACUCUGUAAGAGAGAAAGAGAAACUGAGUGAGAGAACACUGUCUCUGUGGUCUCUGAUCAACAGUGCAAAAUCAAAGUAUAUCAACCCCUUUUAUACUAAAGAAUUGAAUCGUGCUCUUUAUCCAGUAGCAAGUAUGCGCCACUUGGAACUUUGGGUCAAUUAUUAUAUUCGGUGGAACCCAAGAAUAAGGCAACAACAGCCAAAUCCAGUAGAACAGCGUUAUAUGGAGCUCCUAGAAUUGCGAGAUGACUACAUGAGACGGCUAGAAGAACUGCAAAUCACGAACAAUCCCAAACUUUCCAAUUCUUCCUCCUCAUCUUCCUCACAGAUGAUGUCGCACAUGCAAACUCACUUUUGAAGGAGACUGGUUGGACUCUUUUUUUUUUAACAUUGUCAUAAGUGGUGCUUAUUCUGAUGUAAUGGACAAGAAGAAAACAUUGAUGCCUUAUGUAGAGCUUCUUCCUAAAAUCUUUGUCCCUAUAGGAGAGGAUUGGAACACAAAUGGGCUUUCAAAAAUUGAUUUAUGUGCCUUUCACAACCUUUUGCCUGGAAACAUGCUAUCCAGAUAGCAGUUAGAAUAUUUUUUAAGGUAUGGGUUUUUUCCUCCUACAGCAUCCAAAUACAUUUAGCUAAUGCUUUCAGUAAUAGCUGUCACCCUUUUUUUAGAGCAGUAUGUGAAUUCAUUUUCAUCUACAGGCUCUCUUGCUCAGACUUAAAAUGCACAUUUAAGUUUAUAUAAUGAGCAAAGUGCCAUUAGUGCCAGUGAGGAAUUUGCUGAAUCGUAUGCAUGUGUAGAAGCCUUUGGAGAAGAGAGUGAGAGUUGUUAAGGACACAUGUUCUUGUGGAGCAAUUACUGUGUUAAUUACAGUUUUAAUAUAGAUUCUUACAGAUAAAAUUAUUGCAAUGGUAGCAAUAAGGUAUCGCAACUUAAAUUUCUUAAGAAUUUGUGCCUAUUCAGAGCAACAGCCUUAUGAGAUGGAGCAUUGUGUGUGGGUGUGUGGCCUAUUCCCUUAAUGAAUUAAGUCUUUUUAUCAAAUAUAUUAAAACAAUAUCCAGAAAUAGUGUGUGCACUGAAAAGAUUUAAAUUUUGCAGAUCAUCUGGUUUGCUGUCUAUCUUCAUGUCAGUCUUCAGUUAAAUUUUAUAAUUCCUUUCAGGUAUCUUUUAAAAACAUUACAAGCACUUGUGAAGUCAGCACAAACCUUGCAACUUGAUAUUUUAAUUCAUAUUUUGUUUGGGAUAUAAAGUUUUUUAAGUGGUAUUUGGUCAGUUCAGAACAUCUUGAAGCAUAGGAUUUGUGAAGAACUGUCCAUAGGUAACAUAUUUUAAAAGUAUUUGACUCUUUGAGGAUGUUUGUCUACCAUUUGUAAAUUAUUAUAUGUGUAAGUUUUGAUCUACAAAAUAUAAUGUGGCAAGGAUAUUCUAGGAUAAUGUGUAAAUUAAGUUUAAUUGUAUGAAAUAUUCUUUUUUUUUGUAAAGUGUAAAUACUUUGUGUUUGAAAGAUUGAAGUCAAAGUCCAUAAAAUACUAUAAAUUAGUUUUAGAGGACAUUGGAAUAUUUUAGAAAUAGUAUAUUUUCAUUGAAAGAAAAACAGAGCACAUUAAUACAGUUAAUAGUAUACUAAGAAAUUUGCACUAUUUCUUCAGGGAUAGACUGAAGUACUAGUAAUAAGUUCAGCUAGUUAAUGCAUGAUUUAUUUUCACUUGAUACCUGUCCUCUAAAUUUCACUCUCGUGUGAUUCUUUGUCUUUAUCUCAUUGCACAUACACAUGGCUUGUUGUUUUCCUAAACAGAAACAAAUCUGAGAAAUGAAAUGCAUAACUUGAAUUACAAGGAAACUCACAUAUCCCAUCAGCGUAGUCUAAAUAACAGAGCAUAAACUCUGAAUGAAAAACUAUGCAGAUUAAUAUAAUUGCUUUUUGUUUGCUUGCAAUUUAUAAACAUCUCAGUUUUCAUUGCAACCCUUAAAAUCUUCUAUAUGUUUGAUUUUGUCUGGUGUAAAUGAAUUGAUAUUAUGCUGGUUUUACUAAGUAAAACACUACACGCUCAGCUGUUUUUUGGGGGAGGGGAGUAAUGUAUAUUUGCCUUCUCAUUACCUGCAUACCAUUGAUUUACGUUGCCUCCACCACAGGUGAUGCUGUGUCCUGAUUUAUAGAAUUUAAUGUUUGGGAAAGUGUAACUUGGUGAAAGUUAACUUGAUUUUUUUAAUACCUGCUUAAGUCAUAUGAAUAAACAAAUGGAACACUU
Rhineura floridana is the source of this 3885-nucleotide messenger RNA. It is a transcript of the gene MTM1, whose product is annotated as myotubularin 1. The record is from RefSeq and is a predicted model, not a curated record. Gene Ontology annotation, molecular function: phosphatidylinositol-3,5-bisphosphate 3-phosphatase activity. The transcript has 15 exons. Lineage: Eukaryota; Metazoa; Chordata; Lepidosauria; Squamata; Rhineuridae. Gene Ontology annotation, cellular component: plasma membrane. Gene Ontology annotation, biological process: negative regulation of autophagosome assembly; muscle cell cellular homeostasis; mitochondrion distribution. Bases 194 to 1999 code for a protein of 601 amino acids.